Molecule: messenger RNA, 1389 nt
Organism: Cajanus cajan (pigeon pea)
Lineage: Eukaryota; Viridiplantae; Streptophyta; Magnoliopsida; Fabales; Fabaceae
Product: 2-C-methyl-D-erythritol 4-phosphate cytidylyltransferase
Source: RefSeq, a predicted model, not a curated record
ACAUACAUAAUUUUUUGGCAGCUUACUGAGCAUAGAUCUCCAUUAAGAGCGAGCGAGGUGUGCAUGUAUUGUUGAAAGAGUGGUUUUUAUUGCAAUUUCUAAUAAAAUUAAUAAUAAGAGUCGUGUCCGUGUAAGAAGAAGGAACAACCAUGGCGGUGCCGCUGCUCACUCUUUUCAUUCUUUUUGCUUUUGUUCCUAAUGGAUUGUUAGCAGUUCCUUCCACCGUCCCCGCAUUCCUUUGGUCAUCGCAUUAUCAACUGGCUUCUGAGAAUGAAUUGAAGGAAUCCGUAAAUUACCAAGUCAUUUCUCCAAAAGAUCUAGCCAAGUCUGUUUUAUCUGAAGCGGGGUGGUCAAAUUUUCUGUGCAAAGGAAAUAAAUUUGAUGAGCCUCUGGAUGUGGCACUAUUAUUCAUUGGUAGAGAGUUACAAUCUUCUGAUUUAAUCAUAAACAAUAAUGCAGACCCAGCUCUUUUAGACAUGCUCAAGAUCUCUUUCACAAGAUCCAACACUUCUGUAGCUUUUCCUUAUGUUUCUGCAUCAGAGGAUGUGCAUUUGGAAAACUUGUUGGUUUCAGGAUUUGCUGAAGCCUGUGAAGAUGAUAUGGGAAUUGCCAAUGUUGCUUUCCACGGAUCUUGCUCCAUGGAUGGUACAAAUUAUGAGGAAGCAACAGCUUUGCACUCGGUUCAAGACUAUUUGACCCAAAGGAUGGAAGGGAGUCACAGAGGGAAAACAGAUUUGGUCGUGUUUUGCAAUGGAGGCUCUCAAGCUCUGAAAAAUGUUGACAGGACACAAUCUGAAGGGGAAGUUUUAUCCAAGCUUAUCAGUUCUGUGGAGAAAUCUGGUGCAAAAUAUGCCGUUCUUUAUGUGUCAGAUCCCACCAGGUCAAUCCAGUAUCCUUCUUACAGGGAACUGCAAAGGUUUCUGGCAGAAAGUACAGCAGGGAAUGAAUCAACCAAUUCCACAUUUUGUGAUGAAGUCUGUCGGCUUAAAUCAUCUCUUCUAGAGGGAAUUUUAGUGGGUAUAGUUUUGCUAAUUAUUUUGAUAUCGGGCCUUUGCUGCAUGAUGGGAAUUGACACCCCAACAAGAUUUGAGACGCCGCAAGAGUCAUGAUCCACUUGUUGAAGUUAAUAAUUGUUGUGAUGCUCGGUCUACUGGAUUUAAAUAUUACUGCUAUAUUAUUUGCGAAUUUUACGGAGGCUCUGAUAAGUGUUCUGUAGUUGAUUACUUUUCUCAGGGACUUGUCGUAUUGAAUAUUAAAAUAAUUUGUAUCGGUAUAUAGAAAUAAAACUUCAUUCCUAGGUUUAAUUUUGAUCCCGCCACCGCCAGUUGUAAAAUUUGAAGAAUUUUCAGAUUAUGAGUGUUGUAUUUUUUAACUGGGCAAAUUUGUCUA